ACCUUGUGUUAAAGGCGCAUGUUUACACUGAGCUCUGUGUGAAUCAGAUUCAUGUAGAAACUGUGGAAUGGAUUUAGUUUCGGUUUAACCCGCGACUGCUGGGUACAUUACAGUGGGAAAGCAUGAGGGAGAAAAGGAGAGACCAUCAGGAAGACGUAGUCCUGAUUUUAACCGUCCAAACAUGUCCAUGUUGAGGAUGGUGCUGGUGGGAAAAACUGGAGCUGGUAAAAGUUCCUCAGGAAACACCAUCCUGGGCAGGAAGGCCUUCAGAGCUGCUAAGAGUGGAUCAUCUAUAACUAAAGAGUGCUGGAAGGAGACUGGAAAAGUGGGUGGGAGGGAGAUGAUGCUCGUGGACACUCCUGGACUGUUUGACACAGAAUUUUCUGAAAAAGAGUUGAAACAGGAAAUCAGUAAGUGCAUUAACAUGACGGCUCCAGGACCCCACGCCAUCAUCCUGGUGAUUUCACUCGGCCCCUUCACCGAGGAGGAACGUCUCUCAGUGGAGAAGAUCAGAGCCAUUUUUGGGGAAGAAGCAGAUAAACACACAGUGAUCCUCUUCACACAUGGUGAUGAGCUGGACCACACGAUUGAAGAGUACCUCAGUACAGCUAACAAGCCCCUCAAAGAUCUGAUUAGUCAAUGUGGACAGAGAUAUCAUGUCUUUAACAAUAAAGCAAUGCAGGACCGCAUGCAGGUUCUGCAGUUCUUGGAGAAAGUAGACAACAUGAUUUCAGCAAAUAAUAAUGAGUACUACACCAGUGAGAUGUACCAACGUGUGGAACAGCGGCUAAAGACCAGGGAAGAUGAGCUGAGGAAGUUCUAUGAGCAGAAACUACAUGAGCAACAAAUGGAACUGGAGGCCAAGUGUCAGGAAGAAAAGAGGAAACUGCAGGAGAUAAUUGAUGUGUUACAAGAAUCUGAUCAAGAAAAGGAGAAGAAAAUCAAACAGCUGGAGUCUCUGGUCAACCGGAGUCACCAAAUACUGAUGGAGUAUGAAAGAUAUUAUGAAGAGAAGCUCAAUGCAGUGAGACAGGAAGCAGAACAAACUCAGAUGUUUGAGGAGGUGCUGAUACACAUCCUUAGAGAGCUUAAAGUAUAAAAUAAUAUGCAUUUUAUUAUUAUUAUUUUUUUUUACAAUAUAUAGAAAUUAAAUGUCAAACUAAAUACAUUUAUUCAAAGAAAUCCUUUUACACUGUGAAACCUAACAGUGUAAAUGACUAAAUGAAAUGUGUAAUCACUACUUUCAUAUCUGAUUGAGAUACUUACUUCAUUUGUCUAUGAAAUAUUAAAUAAGCAAAACUCA
Neoarius graeffei (lesser salmon catfish) is the source of this 1303-nucleotide messenger RNA. RefSeq names its product GTPase IMAP family member 7-like. The transcript is spliced from 3 exons. Lineage: Eukaryota; Metazoa; Chordata; Actinopteri; Siluriformes; Ariidae. The record is from RefSeq and is a predicted model, not a curated record. Gene Ontology annotation, molecular function: GTP binding. The coding region runs from base 182 to 1099 and encodes 305 amino acids.